Molecule: messenger RNA, 573 nt
Organism: Peronospora matthiolae
Lineage: Eukaryota; Oomycota; Peronosporomycetes; Peronosporales; Peronosporaceae
Source: the annotation of a GenBank genome assembly
AUGGCCGGGCGACCAAUCUCGGCGCUUAUGCUUCCGUUCAAUCGCAUGCCAGCGAUGGGCAACAGGAAAUGCGCCCUGGCUGAAUACAAACACUGCGGAAAGACUUUCGCCUGGGGUGCCCAAGGGUUUCAUCGGCUUGCCAACAACGACAACUGCCCCGGGGUACGCCAGUCAUCGCUCGCUUUCCCGAUGCUAUUGUCUGCCGACUUGAUUACCAUAUUACCAGUUAUAGAGAGGUUGGGAUUGCUGCCCGUAGGGCGCAUAUCGUACCAGUAUGUGUCGGACGAGGAAAUCGAGCAAAUUGAGGUCAGACCCAGCAAGCGCCCUCCACUGUUGUCGUCGAUGCGCACGUCGUUCACUACAACUGCUUUGUGUGACUCUAUAACUGUCAAUGAUCGAAAUGAAGCCGACGAGUUGCUGGCGUGCACGAUGCAUUGCCCAGCGGAGUCAAACACCCUUUUAAAAGGCGAUCACUGGAAGGCGUGGCUGACCAAGAUUCGCCCCUCGCACCGCUUCCCAGAACCUGACGCCAUCGGCGGUCAACUGCUCAACAUCGAAUACAUUUUCGCUUAA